Acipenser ruthenus (sterlet) is the source of this 5291-nucleotide messenger RNA. RefSeq names its product neutral cholesterol ester hydrolase 1a (gene nceh1a). The transcript is spliced from 5 exons. The record is from RefSeq and is a predicted model, not a curated record. Bases 105 to 1331 code for a protein of 408 amino acids. Gene Ontology annotation, molecular function: carboxylic ester hydrolase activity. Lineage: Eukaryota; Metazoa; Chordata; Actinopteri; Acipenseriformes; Acipenseridae. Gene Ontology annotation, cellular component: membrane.
AAUGGCGUUAUAUACCAGAUGAAAUCGACUUCCUCGAAAUUGCUUGUCUUAAAUUUGCAGCAGCAGGUUGACAACUGUAUUUGUGGCAGCGACACAAAUCAGCAAUGAAGUCGACUCUGGGUUUUGUUUUUUUCUGUUUUGUUCUGACAGCGUAUUACAUCUACAUUCCACUGCCACAUACUAUCUCAGAACCUUGGAAACUCAUGAUGCUGGAUGCGACAUUCCGAGGCGUGCAGCAUUUGGGUAACCUGGCACACAGUCUGGGGCUGAGCCACCACAUCAGGGUACUCAAUUUUGCGGUGACAUUUUUUGGAAUGCUCAGUCCCACGUCCAGUGAAGGGGUCAGAGUAACGGACACCGUGUUUGAUGGGGUGCAGGUCAGGGUGUUUGAAGCUACCAGGGGGAGCGACAGUGAAUUAAAGAGAAGUGUGGUUUACAUACACGGAGGAGGAUGGUCCCUGGGCAGCGCAAGGAUGCAGUCCUAUGAUUAUCUUUGCAGGAAAAUGGCAGAAGAUCUGAAUGCUGUUGUUGUUUCUGUUGAUUACAGAUUGGCACCAGAGGUGCAUUUCCCAGAGCAGUACAAUGAUGCUUAUCUUGGCACCAAACAUUUCCUCCUUCCAGAGGUGCUGGCUAAAUAUUCAGUGGACCCCAAUAGAGUGGCUGUGUCUGGAGACAGUGCAGGAGGGAACCUGGCAGCUGCUGUGUCUCAACAGCUUGCUCUGGACAGCAGUGUCACCAAUAAACCCAAGCUUCAGUCUUUAAUCUACCCGGUGCUCCAAGCCCUGGAUUUCAACACUCCCUCCUACCAGCAGAAUAGGGAUGUACCUAUCCUUUACCGUCCACUCAUGGUCAAAUUCUGGCUGGAAUACCUGAAUGGGGACCCAAGCUUUAUCCACUCAUUGUUGGUCAAUAACCACACCUCCUUGGACCUUAGUCAAGUUGCCACUAGCCGUGAAAAAGUCAACUGGACCUCGCUCCUGCCAUCCGCAUUAAAGAAGAAUUACAUGCCGGUAGUCCAGGCCACAGGAACCCCCAAGGUCAUCCAGGAGGUUCCUGCUCUGCUGGAUGUCCGAGCCGCACCCCUGAUUGCUGACGAGGACGUCCUUAAACUGCUGCCCCAGACGUACGUCCUGACUUGUGAACAUGACGUCUUGAGAGAUGACGGGAUCAUGUAUGCCAGGCGCCUAGAGCAAGCUGGAAUCCGCGUGACCCAUGACCAUUAUGAAGAUGGGUUUCACGGCUGCAUGAUAUUUGGACUAUGGCCCACCUACUUUUCCAUUGGCAUUCGGACCAUGCACAACUACAUCAAGUGGCUGGACCAAAAUCUGUAGAGCGGCUGACAUGAGUGGCUGGCUGGGAUUAAAAAACCUUUUACUGCAUCUGUUUCUGUGUUAAAGUGGAGUUAAAUUACUAAUCAAUGCAACAUCGCAAUGCAAAUAUGCUUUUUGUAGAUCAAAGUCUGGCAUAGAGCUGACUGUUCCAUUGCUUUGACUACCUCCAGUUACAGAUUUCUGCACAGCCAACAUUCCAUUACUGGCAUUGGUUCUGUUUCAAAUUAAACAAGUCGGCAAUUCUGAUCUCGUUGAUCAGAACAUUUCUACUUCUACAGCUAUGGCCAAAAGUUUCACAUCACCUAGAAUUUUAGGAUUUUGACAUUUAAUUUAAAUAUAUAUAUAUAAUAUAAUUUUAGAUAUUGUAUUUAACGUCAUGUAAUCAAAGAAACUACCAAAUGAUAUUGCAAAAGUCUACCGGCAGCCAUAAUAGUAGUAUAUAAUAGUAGUAUUUCAUGUUAGAUUUUGAAAUUUCACAUUUUUUUUAUUUGACAGUUUUUUCGUUCAGUACAGUCAACUUCGGUUAACUCGACAUCCCAGGGGAUGCCAUUUAGUGUUGACUUGUCCAAGGUGUUGAGUUAAUCACAGGUGCACAUGAGCCAUGGCAUUAACAUGCAUACAAGUAACAGAACUCACACAUUUACAGUAUUUACAAGUUUAUUUUGUUAAAUGUCCUUAUGAAAACGAUUGAAAACUGCAGUGAAUGAAUCAAUUACAGUAUACAGUACUGUACAAGCUCUGUACAACUCGUAUAGAUCGAUUGAAAUAAGAAUUAAUAAAAGAACUACAGCGUUAUUUUUACGAAAACAAUCCAACCACAAACUGGGCACAAACUGUUGACUGCACUUUUAGUUAUUGGCUUGUACUGUCUAAUUUGACGGCAUAUAGCAAAAGUUAGCAAAUGUACAGGUAGUGGACAAAAAAAAUGUAAAGUCACUUAAUAGGGCGUUGGGCCACUAUGGUAUCCCGCUCUGUGGAGUUCUCAGCAGACCGUUUUUGAUGAAACUGGCUGCUCGCGCCCCAGGUUGAAAUUUGCAGUCAAUUGAUCUGCAGUUGCUCGCCUGUUUUGCCUUGCACUUCGAAUUAAUGCACGGAUAUCACGAUCCUGGAGUAUGUAUUUCCGCCCACUGUUGCCCUUUGCUGAUGAUGUCUUUCCCUCAGAGUUCCAUGCCGACAUCACCUUAGACACCGUUGCUCGUGAAACAUCAGCAAGUUGAGCUGUCUUGGUCACUGAAGCUCCUGCCAAACGCGCCCCAACAAUCACCCCUCUUUCAAAGUCACUGAGGUCUCCUCUUGCAGCCAUGCUAGCCAUAAUUAUAGGCAACCAGGCCUGUCCAGCAUUUUUAUACAUGACCCUAAGCAUGCUGGGAUGUUAUUUGCUUAAUAAAAGCUUGAGCCACACCUGUGUGGAAGCCCUUGCUUUCAAUAUACUUGGUGUCCCUCAUUUACCCAGAUGUUUCCAUUUUUUUAUCCACUACAUGUACAUUAUACAGAAUUACCUUGUGAACAAAAACAGUAAUAAGCAACAGUUUCACACAGAAAUCAAGCAUUGUCGAUUGUUUCGCAUGGAACCCCCCCCCCCUUUGAAAGUUCUGCUGACAAGCUUGUUAUCCCGAAUAACCUGAGCCUCUUUCGCGUCUUACUCAUUGUGAAGUGAUACGGUAACCAGCUGCACUUGGCAGUUGCGAAUGAAUGAACGAUCCGUUUCAAGUCAGAGUUCAGUCACGUCAAAUGAGUGUGUCAUGUAGAGUUCAGUCAUGUGAAACGACAGUGUUGAGUUAUCCACUAGUCUUUUUUAAUAGUUUUUAUCCCUUCAAAACACACAGCAUGUAAUUCAAUUAUUCCGCAGGUUUCAUUUGACUUUAGCAAGCAAAAUUUUUGGCCAUAGCUGUACACUGAAUCAAGUGUAUACAUUUUUGGUUAAACUAUUACAUUCAGUGUGAAGAGCUAUCUAUUUUAACAUAGUUUUACCAUGUCUAGCUUAAAAUAUGCUUUUGUUUAUGGAUUGAUGUUGCCGAUCAAUAUUUAAGUCAACACUUUUUUUUUUUUGUUCUUCUACUCGCUUCAAUACAAUAUUUUAUUGAGAAUGCAAAAUGUCAAAUUCCUGUAUCAUGUUUCCUUUUGAACAUUGAAACAAAAAUUCCUAAAUAAAAAUUUGACCUAGACCUUUUGACCUAAUCAAACAAGCACCCAGUACAAUGGAAUACGAAUGGGGCAGUUUGUUUUAUUGGGUUAUAUAUAUAUAUAUAUAUUAUAUAAUAUAUACAUAAGUGUUGUUUAUGAAUAUAAAAAAUAAUUGUACAAUCCUGAAUACUAGAGCGCAUUAGCAUCCAUAACAUAUCUACUGAAAUAUUAUUGUGAGAAUUUAUAGUUAUAGUUUUUAUUUGUUUUGUUUUUGUUUUUUAAAGGAUGCAAUGCUGCUGUAUUCAGGAGGUGCAAUAGCUUUCUGUUUACAGCACAUUAUAAAUCAGCAGGCAAGACCAGUGUUGAGAACAUGUUGUGAAGUGGUAUAGCUUAUUUAUUCAGUUGAUUCCAUUGGAUAACUGGUUCUUCUCUCUCAUACUUUCAGUUUUGGGAUCUGUGUUUGCAUUACUGUGUGUUCAUGGAAUAGAUCCAUAAUGAGUAUUUCUGUACACCUUUAAGCACCAGACCCAAAGUAAGCAGUUCACUGUAGUACAGACAUGAAUGUUUAAUGGCUGUUUCAGAGGAUCUUUGGGCUUCUGAAUCGCUGGACACCUCAUUGUAUACUUGAUGUAUUCUGCCGAUUUUGCUGCGGCAUUAUGUACACAAUGUUCUGCUAAGUAAUACAUGUGUACUGUAUGUGCAAUAUAUGUGAGUGCAUGUUUUGUAUUACUUCAAUUGUCAAAGAAAUCCAUUGGUUUACAUUUUCAGCUUUAGAUAAUAAUUCAGCUGAAAAAAAACCCCAAGUAGGAAUUGUUACUGGAUCUUUUAUUUCAGUAUGUCAGACUGUUCAAUCAGACAGGCAGCACCCUAGGCGAUCCUGAUUUAGGCAAUCUUUCAGCUCAGUUUGUUCAUAGCUUCAAAUGAACUGCAGCACAGUGAGGGAGUCUAGGAAAGAUAAUUCCACUUGCAUGAUACUCGGUAUUGGUUAAGCCCAUAGACCGAUAUGACAUUUAUUUUACGUUCUGUUUUUGUUUUCUUAGUCAUCUUGCUGUUAUUUGGUCUUGAAAUAGUUUUUUUUUUAAAAAAAGCCCCACCUCAGAUUAAACUUUUAUUCAUGUACUCCAAAUCUACUGAUUUCAUUCUUUUCAGUUAGCAAUUGUGACCUAAGUGAAUUUGUGCAUAUUGUAAUGUACGUUUUGAGCAACCACUUCUAACUGGGGUUUAAUACUUUUAAAGUGUUCACUAUUUAAUGCACUACUGCAUUAGCAUCAUGGUCUAGAUGUACAAUGUAUGCAAAAUAAGUCAAUACUUCUAAAAUUGAGUGUGUUUUUAAUGUUUUCUUUUGUGGGGGUUUGUGUGUGUAUGUGACCAGCCUUGGCCGGGACGCUACACCACUAUAUAUAUAUAUAUAUAUAUAUAUAUAAUAUAAUAUACACAUAAAUGGUCAGGCUGAUUCCCUGUUAAUUUUGCUGUGUGCUGCAGAUAGUCAAUUUAUCAGAAUGUAUUCCUCUUUCGAUAAACACAUUUUACACUGGGGGAAAAAAAAGUGUAAACUGUGUUUCCUGUCUGACCUAUUGGACACCCUGUGCAUAUAUAAAUAAUAUUAGAAUAUGUCUUUUGUGGAGUAUUUUGUUUUGAGCAUUGAUUUACCUAUUUACUUCUCUGACACAUAUCUAAAGGUUUCCCUUUCUCUGAAUUAGUUUUUACGUGGCGUUUCCUGUGUGGUAAUCCCUCCAUUUAUAUUCUGUUUAUUUUGUUUUACUGUUGUGUAACUAGGUUGUGUGUAAAGUUGUACUUUUUUAUAUGUGUCUUCAAUUAAACCUUCUAAACUGUGAA